GAGUUAGUUUGAAAUUAAAAAUAUAUAUAUAUAUUAUAAUUCAUAACAACCAAUACAUUUGAUAUAACCAAAAAUGGAGAUACGUAAGCGCAGGGUGAGUAUGGCACUCUCACUCCUUGUAUUAUUUCUCCUUUCCUUGAGCAAAGUAGUGGCCGAUACGGACAAAUCGUUGGCCGAACGAAGUCGUCAAGAGCAAAUUACGCUUUGGGAAUACCAAUUGCAUUAUUUACGUCAAAAUAAGCUAAACGAUGCCCUUGUCAAGUUCCAUCAUGCGAAUGCGAGACUCGAAGCCGCGAAAAAAAACAAGGCUUCUUUUAUACCUCAAAAGAGCUCCGCGCGACUAUUCGCUCGCUCGACGAGGAUCUCUCGCGGAGCAUGA
This is a messenger RNA of Phytomonas sp. Hart1, 379 nucleotides long. NCBI's taxonomy places the organism in Eukaryota, Euglenozoa, Kinetoplastea, Trypanosomatida, Trypanosomatidae. The record is from the annotation of a GenBank genome assembly.